Eimeria mitis is the source of this 9390-nucleotide messenger RNA. RefSeq lists its product as uncharacterized. Lineage: Eukaryota; Apicomplexa; Conoidasida; Eucoccidiorida; Eimeriidae. The record is from RefSeq and is a predicted model, not a curated record. Bases 1 to 9390 code for a protein of 3129 amino acids. The transcript is spliced from 10 exons.
AUGCAACAAUACCGGGGGAGGCAAAACCAGUCGCAACAGCUGCAUGAGUAUGUGCUGCUGCUGCAACAGAUACAGCAUCGCCUCGUGCUGCGGCAGGCGACCGUUCCACAGCCUCAAGAUGUGUGCAAUCAGCUGCAGCAACACCGGCAACAACACGAAGGCCUCGAUAUACAGACUCACAAUGGGAAGCUAGAUCAGCUCGGCCUUGGACAGCUGCAGCAGCUGCAGCAGCAAGACGGGCCGCAACAGCAGCCCGAGCAAGUGUUGCAAAAACGGCAACAGCUGCAACUUCCAUCGUCGUCUGCUCACGCACAAGAAGCCAGCAAUUUCUACAGUGCGCAGGCACUAGAGAUGUCGCACGAGCUACAACAAGCAGUGAAAGACCAGCAGCAGCAGCGGCAGCAGCAGCAGCACUCCCAGCAACGCAUGAAGCAACAACAACAAGAGAAAUUCCUGCUGCAAGAGCGGCAGCGCCUCUUAAAACAGCAACAGAUGCUGUUGCAUCUGGGUGGAAUGAGGUCACUGGAGCAGGUGAACCUUGCAGUUCAUUUGGCACAGCGACAGCUAUUGAUGCAGAUCUCGUCUUCGUCUACAGCAGCAGCAACAGCACCAGUUGUCACAGAUGUUGCAGUAUGCAGCACCAAAGGAAGCUCUGCUGCUGCAGCAGAUACUCCCUUGGGUGCUACUGAGUCCAUGCGCAUUGCGAAGCAGCAUGCUGCCUAUCUAGCUGCAACUGCUGCUGCAGGCGGGCAGCUCGCCUCUGCUAACGCAGGUGAAUCAGAACCUGCUGCUGCUGCUGCUGCCGUGUCUCAGUUAUUAGGGAGCCAGAAGCUUGAAGAAGCAGUGCAGCGGCUCAACGCGCCUGCGAUUCGUUGGUGUGGAGCGCGGCAGCUACAGGAGCAGCAACAGCUACUGCUGCAUAUGCAGCAGUUGGUGUUGCUACUGCAACAACAGCCUGAGCUGCAGUGGCUUCUCUUGCAAGACCAAGACCUGCUGGGGCUGCUUGACAGUGAACCAGCGCUGCUCGUGCUGUUGCUGCGGAAUCAGAAGCAGAGGAACUACAGGCCGUUGCUCCAACAGCUUCUUAGGGGAGACGUAGGUCUUCAACACGAGAAGCAGCAGCAGCAGCAGCAGACGCUUUAUGCAAAGCUAGUUGCAGGUGCAAGCUACGAAGAGCAGCAGCAGCACCAGCAAGUGCAGCAUCAGGUGGAGAGGCUACGGCAUGAGCGGCAGCGGCUCGCUUCGCUUGUCAAGCAGCAGCUGCGGCAGCACCAGCAACAACGCCUCCAGACGCAGCAGCAACAGCAGCUGCAGGUGCCUGGGAAGCAGCAACAACUACCACUGCUUCGAGCAGAGCCGAAGCAGCAACUGCCUCAGCAGCAGCAGCAGCCACCCCAACCACAGCAGGAGCCAGUGCCUCAACAACAGCUGCAACUGCAGCCACCGCCGCACGAGCAGCAGCAGCAGCAGCAGCAGCAGCAGCAGCCACUUCUGCCGCCGCAGCAACAACCCCCGCCUCAAGGACAGCAGCAGGAUGAUUCCUUCUGGCCACCUGAAGGUUUGCCUUCGCAGGACCAGGAUGCAGUGCAUGUAACAGCAGACAUGGAAGAGGAGCAGCCGCCGACGCAGCUACUGGGUGAAGGUGCAGCAGAUAGUAUGAGUUACUGUCACGAGCAGCGCCUAGUCACCUCAGCAGAGUCACACAGUACAGCGCAACCUUCCCCCAGCCCCGCCUCCCUGCGUGCCCACUCGCAGCAGCAAUCGCAGCAAGAGCAGCGGCUACAGCCGACACAGCCUCGGUUGCAGGCGACCAACUCCAGCACAAAAGAGGCUCGGGAGGAGCAGCAGCGACAAUGCCAAGAGAAAUACCAGCAGGAGCCGCGCCACCACACGCAGCAGCAGCCAACGCAACAAAUUCGCAGCAAGCCACCGAGGAAACAGGUGUACCCCUACAGCUACAGAAGUGUGCCCGAUGUAGCGACGGUGGCCGAAGCGGCAGAAGCAGCACCAGCAGCGGCACACUCGUCAGCGAAGUGUCCCCGGCGCUGCAGGAGGCUUAAGGGGGAGUCUCCUGAGCCUGAUCUUCCGUGCAGCAGACAAGCUAAGACCAGGAAAACCAAUUGUGAAAGCAGCAGCUGCAGCAGCAGCAGCAGCAGUAGCGGAGAUGAGAACCGGCCUCCGCUGCAGCGUCGGCAGCAGCGGAAGCAGCGUCAAUGCCUUGAGAAGAACCCGCCUAAGACGCAGCAUGUAAAGCAGCGUACGGUAAAGAAGGGCAUAUCCGCAGUAUGUGCUGCAGGUGCAUCUUCUCCAACAGCAGCAACAAAACCAGACGAAGCGGCAGCAGGAGGUGCAGAAGAGGCAGCGCAGCCCGUCUGCCUCUCUCAAGGAUCUCGAGGAGCCGCGGCAGCAAGCCGGGCAACCAUAGCAGCAUCAGCAGCGUUGCAGUGCAACGAUAAAGCAAAGGCAAGAAGCAGUAAUGCCUCACCAGCAGUAGCGGGGGAUGACGACCAGCUGGAUCAGCAGCAACUGCAGCUGCUGCUGACACUGCUGCACGACUGGUGUAGCUGUGCCUCGAGUUCAUCGGCUCCUCCACCAGCCGAUGCCUCCGCGUCUCUUGUUGCGCGACUUACCGCAGCACAGCUGCUGCUAGAGCGGCUGAAGCAGAAGCAGCAGCAGCAGAGUGCCCUGUUGCAAACUGCUGACGGCCACAAUGAGGCCGUUGUCGGCCUGUGCAGCGCUCGUGCUGCUGGCAUGGCUCGUCUUGAGCAGCUGCUCUCCUGGAGGCCAGAUCAGCAGCAGCAGCAGAGCCAGCAGCAGCAGCUGCCACAACGGUUGCUGGCGUCUGCCAUGAGGACUCCAGAACUCAAAGACAAGCGUAGCCGACGUCCUGGGCAGACGACGAAGCGGUUGAACACCACAAGCGGCAACAACGGCAACAGCGUAUUUGCAUCGUUGUGCGGCUGCGUUGCCGUUGCACUUCAUGCGGAAGCUGCUCUGCUCUACCUUGGGAUUGACCCUUCAGAAGAGAUGGACCUGCAGCUGCAAGACCAACAGCAGCAACAGCACGAUGGAGACGUCACGUUGGUCGCCACUGCGGCUGCAUGCGUUAAGGCACACUGUAGAGACACACUCAUGCCUCUCUUCUCAUGGCAGAUGGAUGAGAAUGCUGACGAAAGGCCUGCCUCAAGCGGGCAUGCAGCUGCAGCAGCUGAUGCUGCUGCUGCGUUGCAGCGCCUGCUGGAGGCUCUGCGCUAUCUUUGGAGCGUCGCCGUGUCCCUGCAGCAUCCCAAGACCUUCAGAAUGGAGACUUUCCAUCUUCUUGCCGCCGGAUUGUGCUGCAUUUGGGGUAUACACGCAUUUCCUGCAUUUUCUGUUGCUGCUGCGCCUCUUCUACGCUCGGCAGAGGGUCUGCUGUUGCUGCUGUUUCAGUACGUCCAGGAGUUGCGGGAGCCAGUGAUUGAUGGGUUGUUGCAGCAGUUCGGUGCUGCUGCAGAAGAUACUUGCAGCCAGAAAACAGGUGGGAAGCAUGCAGCUGCAGCAGCUGCUGCGGCAGCUGCUGCUGCUAUGGAGGAGGAAGGUGAAGAGGUCGUUGGACCGCAACAGGUAGCAGCAGGUGCUACAGUAACAGCAGCGCACCCCGUGACGUUGCUGCUGCUGCGCCUACUGCAGGCAGUAUGCCUGCCCAGCGAAGUGUGCAGAAACCUCGGAGGGUCUUCGUUUGCAGCGGCGCCAGGGGUGUCGUUCGGGAAGCAAAAGAAGCACCUUCCAACCAAAGCGGAAGGAGCAGCAGCAGCUGCUGCAGCCACAGCGAAGUACAUCGCUCGCCGUUUAAUCAUCAUGGCAGUCGGUGAAGAGCUUCCAGGAAAGCAGCAGCAGCGCCACCACCAGCAGCUAUUGUUGCUGUCCUCUAUACGCCCCUCUGCCGGCUGUCUCCGUGCCGUGCGGCGUCUCAUUGCUGACGUCUCCUUGCUGACUCUAUCUCCCUCUCACCCAGCUUCGCUGCUGUUGCUUCGCGCUGUGGGUUUCACCUUGCUGGCGCGGCUGCUGCGCCCGGAAUCUGUGGCGGAUCACACGCAGCAGCAUCAGCAAGCAGCAUUGCUGUCCCUUCUCUCUGCGGUAGCGCCUGCUGUCUUUGCGGAGCGGCUGCCGGUUCCUGCCGUUCGUCUGCUGGAGGAGCAGCGGCAGCUGCAGCAGCAACAACAGUCGUCAGAAACUGUGCAGCCGGAUCCAACCGCUGGAGCAGCUGCGCAAGCCCCGCGCAGCCUCUCGAGAGGUCCUACACAGGCGGAGCGGCAGCAACUUCUGCGCUCGCGCCGGGCGUCAUUUGAGGACGGUAGCAACAGCAGCGCAGCAGCAACAGAAGCUACAAAGCCAGACACAGCAGCAGCUACAAAACAAGUAAACCAGCAGCUAGAGACUUGCUGUGAUUGCGCCUCCUUGAAACCGCAUGAGGCAGCGGAGGCGGUAGCCACGAACACCGCCGCUGAGCCGUGGGUCUGUGCCGGCUGCGAGCUGCGCCGAUCUGUCGCGGUGUCUCUACAGGAGGCAAUAGGUAGGCUUCGCCCCUCCGCGUGGCCUUCGGUAGCUGCUGCAGCCCCAGAUAGCAACGCCGCGACCGCUGCAGCAGCAUCAGCAGCAGCGCAGGGUAUAGCAGACAGCUCGUUGCUGCUCCGCGUGCUCGAUGAAUCCCUCACCUUCCGCUGUAUCCUCCUUAUGCACGCAAAUGCCUGCUGUAGCAGCAGCAAACCCGCUGCAUCAGCACUGCAGCCCGCUGCAAAGGAACCAUGCCACGAACAGACCCCGGCUGCUGCUGCUGCUGCUGCAUCUACCGCAGCAGCAAGCUCCGCUUCAAGCUCCAUGAGACUCUCUCACAGGCGUCUCUUGCAGCAGCACUCCAGAGCAGCCAUGGCCUGCAUCCUGCUGCUGCUUGGCGGUAGCAGCAACAAAAGCGACACAAAUAAAAACUGCACCACCAACGGCAGCAAAACUGGUAGCCUCAAGGACAACAGAAACAAACCCAGCAAAACAGAAAACAGUAGCAGCAACCGUGUGCUGCAGCUCGUAAUAGACAUCGAAUGGGAGGCGAUCGCGGCGGGAGAUGUGGGGUUGUUGCUGCCCCUGAGCGCUGCUGCUGUUACUGCUGUUGCAGGGAACGACAUUCACAGCCCCUGGAAGCAGCAGCAGCAGCAGCAGUUAGUCAUGUCUGUCUGGCGAUCCCUCGCUCUUUCGGCGCUGCAGCAGAUUGCCGAUUUGCUGCUGCAUGCGAUUCAAGUGUCCGCAGUGGACCCCCGCUUAUCAGUAAGGAGGGCGGCUCUGUCUGUGCUGCAUGCGGCUGCGACAUGGCGGCCAUCUUUGCUGCAAGCCAGCAGCAACAACAACAGCGUCGCCUUCCUCUUGCCUCAGGCUCUUGCAGACUCGUCGCCCGGUGUUCGGGAGCGCGCCCUGGCCCUGCUUGACACCGCGCUGAAGCAACAACAACAGAACGCUACAGCAGCAGCCUCGUUGGAGCGCAGCAGCCAGCAGCUGGGCGACGCGCAGCCGCAGCAGCAACCCCAAGUUGCUGUCUCUCCUUGGCUCGAGGAGAUCGGCGGAUUGCUGCGGUUCCUUCGCUAUGUGGUGCUGCAGGAGACAGCCUCCUCUGUGAGACAGCAGGCCUUGCGUGUGGCACGCGGGUGUGCUGCUGCUGCUCCUCUGGGAGAGACAGCGCGCUGCUGCCGCUCUCUGUUGCUGGAGGCCCUUGCAGCUGCUCCUGAUCAUCCCCCAACCAAGGCGUUUGUCACGGCUGCACUUGCUGCUGAAGUUGUUCGAUUCAUUGCACCAAAGCUCCCGGAGAAGGCUGCUGCGACUGCUGCUGCAGAUGCGGGCGAUGCAGCUGCAGCUGCUAUGGCGACGCAGACACCGCAAAGACGGAGGAGCCUGGGCCUUGAAAGCUACGGCGCGUCGCCUCUUGCUGUCGCAGCAGCACAAGGGUCAGCAAACCCCUGUAGUUCUCUGUAUCUGCGGAAGGCAGUCAGACUAUUGGCUAGCUUAGUUGCUGCGGCGCGGGAGCACCUGGAGGAUACCUCUUUAGUACUGCUUCUGCUGCCUCGGAUGCAGCAUCAACUGCAGCAGCAGCUGCAGCAGCAGCAAACACUAGAGGAGCUUGCAGCAACUCUGCUGGAUGCUUGUCUAAGUGAGUAUCUGAACUGCUGCUGUGGCGUGUCUGAAAAGCAGCAGCCAAAAGGCCACCGAGGUGAACAGCAAGAGCACAAUCAGCAGCUGCAGCAGCAAGAAGACUCCCUCCUUGACCCUGCUACUGCAGGGGCAUCUCUGCUGCAGCUGGCCCAGGAACUUGGGCUAUUCUGUCCACGUGGACUGCUGCAGUUUGUGCCUCACGUUGCAGUUCUGCUGCGGGAUAACGCUACGCUGCUGCAGCAAGGCAUGAGCAGCCGCCGCUCUUGGUUAGGGGAGAUUGAGCUUCUGGCCGCUGCAGCAAAGCAUAUCCGUGGUGCUCCGUACCACAUGCAGCAAGAGAUGCUGCUAUGUGUGCCGGCUGUGCUACUGCUCCUUGAGACAGAUCCGCUCUUGCUGCAGGCAGGCACUACAAUGCUAUGCCGUGUGUCCCUCCAGCUGCAGCAGGACGGGGUGCGCGAUAGUCUCGUUGAUCUUCUUGCUGUCAGUUUGGCGCUCAUUUACUCUAUAAAAGAUAGGAUCCACCCCUAUCGACAACCGCAGCAGCAGCAGCAGGAAACUCAACAGCAGACGCAGCAAGACGGGCAGUUGCAGGACAGAGAAAAUGUCGUGCCGAUGCUUCAGGCGCUGCAGUUCGCAUCGUGGGCAGUGGCUUGUUUGGCUGCUGGAUUGGGGGUUGGAGAGCCCGGCAAAGGCUGUGCCUCGGAGCCCCACGUUUUUGCUGCUACUGCUGUUACUGCAGCAGAUCAGCAGUGGGCCACUGCCUCAAUACCAGGAGCAGCAGCAGGCGCUACUUCGCUGCUGUCAGACGUUCCCGUGGCCUUGCUGAUGCGGCGCGUGGCUGCGCACGCCACGGACAGCAAAUCCGCAGCAGAUGCUGCUGCUACAGCGGCUUCAGGAAAUGCCAUAGCAGGAGCUGCAGCUGAUACGGAGAAACUGCCGUGGGGCCAGCAGCGGCGUCUGCAACAUCAGCAGCAGCAGCAGCAGGCGGAGUGGCCGGGGAAUGCGUCGGCGCUGGACUUGCCUGCGGCGCUUCAGGCGUUGUACGGGCUCGUCAAAGGCUUGCAGCGCGAUGCCGCGCCUCCCAGAGCAGCAGUAACAACAGCAGCAGGUGGAGAAGGUAAGGCUGUCCACAGUGCCAGCCUCCCGUCACGCCGAUCAGCCACUCGCCCGAAAUCCCACACGCAGCAGCACCAACAGCAGACAAAGCGCACGCCCCUUUCCUGUAGCCGCGCACGCUCUGUGACAGCAUCUUCCCCAGCGACAGCAGCAGCAGCUACUACAGCAACAAUAACAGCAAAUCUUCGUCAGGCGCUGUGGACUGGUACCGAGCGCAUCUCAGAUACCCACGGUUCAGCAGCUGCAGCUGCAGCAACAUUGCAGCCAAGUGUAUGCGACUGUUUGCAUUCGCUUGCGCUGCUAGGGCUUCUCUACCACAGCGAGUUGGUUCCUCAAGCGGCUGCUCUGCUGUUUUGCAGCAGCAGGACUGUGGCGCGUGCAGCUUCUUUGUUGUUGCAAGAAGCGCUCGGCGGUGCCGGUGCGGCAUCUGCAGCUGGUCGGCUGAAAGAAUGUCUGGACAGCUCGCUGCUGCUGUGCAUACACCGCGCUGCAGCAGGCGUCACAACGGCAGAAAGCACAUCCACGACACCUGGUAGCAGCAGCAGCAGCUCGAAGCUACUGCAGCUACAAGAGGAGGGAGCAGCACCUGUUGCUGCGCUCUUGCUUUCACCUUUCAACCCAGUAGACCCUGCAGCUGUCUCCGCAUUUGUUGCAUUGUUCACGAAGGGGCCAAGGGGAGGCACCAGAGGCUCACCAGCGGACGUUCAACUAGGACUUGUGGCCGAGUUGGGGAGGUUCAGCAGCGUAGAGCCUCUUGCGUGCCUCGCUGCCCGCCUCCCACCUGUAGCAGCGUCUGCCGCUGCUGAAACAGCAACAUCAGAAGAGAGACAUAAUGGACGUAUUGCUGCGUGGAUAGGCAGUCUGCCGCCUUCGCUAGCUGCGGUUGCAGCAGAAACAGCAGUUGCCUCGUGGCUGCAUCGCACUCCGAUAGAGCUGCUGCCACUCCUGCCUGCUGUGUUUGCUGCGCUCCUGCACCUGAGGCUUGUUGCCGAUGUGCUGCUCUCGAUCAUCCAGAGGCCAUCAGAAGCAGCAGAUGCAGCAGAAGCUCUGCGAGGGGUGGUCGUUGACUGCGGCGCUGCUGUUGAUACCAUGUUGCAUGCAGCGCAGCAGCAGCAGCCACGGCAGCAGCAACAGCAUCAAGUGGCUGCUCUAACUGCUGCUUUCUGUGGGUGCUUUGCCUCUCAGCUGAGGUCUGCUCUUAUGCAGGGCUUCCACGUGACGGAUGUAGCUGAGGGCGAAAUCGACACACCAACACCAGCUUCCGGUCCUGCAGUAGCAGAGGAUUUAGCAAGCCAUGAGUUCGAUGACUGUGCUACUACUGAAGGCACGAGGCAGCAGCAGCAACAACAGCAAGAGAAGGGAGGUCGCGGACUCGUGCGGCAGCGUGGCCGUCGAAGCAGCAGCAGCAGUAGCAGGAGCAGCAGCAGCGGCAAUAUUCCGGCGUCGCGUAGAGGCGGUGUGCCUGGCUGUAGCACUGCAGAAGCCUCCGUUGCUUCUGCAGGUGCCCCUGGACAAUCUGCAGCAGCAGCAACAGCAACAGCGAAGAAAAGCCCUGUGUCGAUUCGCCGUAGCAAAUGCCGCAGCGCGCCGCUUCUUCCAGCCAUCCCAGAGGAGAAGGCCGCAUGGCGGUUAUUUGCUGCUUCGGCUUCCUCGCAGCACCAAGCGGUGGCUAAGCUGGGGAAGCUGUGGGCGAACAUUGUCUCAGAAGGGAGUUCUACAGGAGCACGAGUAGCAUCUGCAGCUGCAGCAGCAACAACGGCCGCAGCGGGAAGCGAAAACACGCGCUCUAUCCUCAUCAGGGAGAUGGUGGAUGCUGUAGUUUGCUGCGGGAGCGAGUUCAACUGUGCUGAGAGUGGGAACCUCGCAUCUAUGCAUCUGCAUGGCGGCGGUCGGAGUCGUAAACGCAUUCAGCAGCAACUGCAGCAGCAGCAACAGCAGCAACAGCAGCAACAACAAAGUUCCCCGCCCAGGUGGCGACGUAGGAAGCGCAGACGGUUUGGGGUGCGCAAGGGAGAGGACCCCCGAGACUCUGACUGGGCGAGGGAUGAGGAGACAUCAGAACCGACGGCCGAGUCGGAUGAGGACUUCACGGACCACUGA